Messenger RNA from Cottoperca gobio, 1676 nucleotides. RefSeq names its product pyrroline-5-carboxylate reductase 1a (gene pycr1a). The transcript is spliced from 8 exons. The coding region runs from base 159 to 1124 and encodes 321 amino acids. NCBI's taxonomy places the organism in Eukaryota, Metazoa, Chordata, Actinopteri, Perciformes, Bovichtidae. Gene Ontology annotation, biological process: L-proline biosynthetic process. The record is from RefSeq and is a predicted model, not a curated record. Gene Ontology annotation, molecular function: pyrroline-5-carboxylate reductase activity.
UUUUCGCUUGUCAGUUAAAUGUAACCCUGCCGGUACAGUAGAGCGCGAGACAGUAGGGCAACGUUGACAGUGUUGUAAUUUCAGGUGUUUCUGGUUAGUGGUUGCUCUAUCGGUCGCUCAGCCGGUCAAUUUAGGGGCUCUUCAAAUUUAUUCGUAUAAUGAGUGUGGGUUUCAUAGGAGCAGGCCAGCUGGCCCACGCUCUCGUGAGAGGCUUCUCAGCUGCAGGCGUAAUUGCCACCCACAGAAUCACAGCCAGUUCCCCAGACACUGAUCUCCCCACAGUACAGGGACUGCGGAAAUUGGGUGUAAAUUUCACAACAAGCAACAAAGAGACGGUGAGCAAGAGUGAUGUUCUCUUCCUGGCUGUGAAGCCCCACAUCAUCCCUUUUGUACUGGAUGAGAUUGGACCAGACAUUGAAGAUCGUCACCUUAUUGUGUCCUGUGCUGCAGGUGUCACUAUCAGCUCUAUAGAGAAGAAGCUGCAGCAGUAUCGAGCUAAUCCAAAGGUAAUGCGUUGCAUGACAAACACUCCAGUGGUGGUGCGUGAGGGGGCAACUGUAUACGCCACAGGCACCCAUGCACUAGUGGAGGAUGGAAGGCUUCUGGAGCAGCUGAUGGCCAGUGUAGGAUACUGCACUGAGGUGGAAGAGGACCUGAUUGAUGCCGUCACUGGCCUCAGCGGCAGUGGUCCCGCUUACGCGUUUACAGCUGUAGAUGCACUUGCUGAUGGUGGAGUGAAAAUGGGCCUGCCCAGGAGACUGGCUAUACGCCUCGGAGCCCAAGCUCUGCUGGGGGCUGCUAAAAUGCUGUUAGAUUCAGAUCAACACCCUGGCCAGCUCAAGGACAAUGUGUGUUCACCAGGGGGCGCCACCAUCCACGCCCUGCAUGUCAUGGAGAGUGGUGGCUUCCGCAGCCUCCUUAUCAAUGCUGUAGAGGCCUCCUGUGUUCGGACUAAGGAACUUCAGUUUUUGGCCGACCAAGAGAAAAUCUCCUCAGCUGCCAUAAAGAAGACAACUCUGGACCAAGUGUUGCAGCAGCCAGGAGUGACUCCAGAGGGUGUUGGAGUCAGAUCUCAUGGUAUCAGUAUGUUCAACAGCAGUAACCCCAGGACCAGGAAGAAGUGAUCAUUUUUUGUCACGCUUGUAAACGACACAUUUUAAUGUUGGUCUCAUCAGUGAAGAUGCAGUAGGCCUAUAUGCUCAGAAUAAACCACUGCUGGCAGAUGUUAUGGGGAUAAAAGAAUAACCUUGUGGAUUACUUUCUAGAUAGUAAAAACAACUACAUUUGGGGUGAUGCUGUAAAAACCGUAUGAGCCAUAUUUCUUUUUGUAAUACAAUGCCUUUGCUUUGUCCGAAGUAGACUAAAAUAAUAAUUUCAAUAUCUGUUGUUGAUACGUCUUUCUAAAUCUUAUUUCAGUCAGUCCUUUCUGGUGGUAGUUGUCAAAGUUAGGUUUACUAAAUAACAAUGUAAGUCAGUUGAGUGCAGUGAAUCAGUAAGCUGUGCUUUUCUGAAAAUGCUAUUACAAUUCAACUUGUAUUUAUGCAAUCGUACAAUACAAUUGUUAUAUUCUUCAACAAAAUGUGCUAAAUGGCAUAUUUUAUGAUUCAAUGAAACUGCAAAGUUGUUUUAAAAACAUUUUAUUAUUAAAUAUUACAAAAAAAAAUGAUUUGUAGUUU